AGGUGAUUUUCUCUUGCAGAUUUAACAUAUUUACCUAUCUAAUCAAUUCUUCAGCAAAAAUCGAUUACAGUAUUAUAAAUACAUUUUUUUUUUGUCCAGCAAUACCUUAUAAACAACUGAAACAUAAACAUGUUUUCCUUGAAUCUCUUUGGUGAGGGGCUGAACCCCCGACCAUUUGACACCAAUUACCGAUGUUACUCCGUGUCCAUGUUCCCCAGUAGUGACAAGCAGGCUGUUGAAGACGGUGGCAAAAUCAUUAUGCCACCAUCAGCAUUAGAGCAGCUAACACGGCUCAAUGUUGAGUACCCUAUGCUCUUCAAACUGACUAACCACCGCAGCAAGAGAGUAACGCACUGUGGCGUCCUCGAGUUUGUGGCUGAUGAAGGAAAAAUAUACAUUCCAUAUUGGAUGAUGCGGAACCUGCUUCUGGAUGAGGGAGAUAAUGUGCAGGUUCAGUCUGUGUCUGUGCCAGUUGCUACUUUCUCCAAGUUUGAACCUCAGAAUGUUGAGUUCCUUGACAUCACUAAUCCUAAGGCUGUACUUGAAAAUGCUCUCAGGAACUUCGCAUGUCUCACCACGGACGACGUGAUCGCCAUAAACUACAACGACCGCAUCUAUGAAAUGCGCGUGCUGGAGGUGCGGCCCGGCAACGCUGUCAGCAUCAUCGAGUGCGACAUGAACGUAGAGUUCGCCGCCCCUGUCGGCUACCAGGAGCCACAGCGCCCUAAUGCUGCCAGCUCCGGCGCCAUCAGUGCUUCGGAAGAGGAAGAGCAGGAGGUUCUGACCGCGGCAGCGGUGGCCGCUGCAGGCAGUGAGGGCUACCUGGCCUUCCAGGGCUCCGGCUGCAGGCUGGACGGCAAGAAGAAGAACCUCCAGACGCCUCUCAAGGAGCUCAUCCAAAACGUGGAGCUGAAGCGCGGGGUGCCAGACUAUAAUUACGAGGCGGGGACAAUCAAAUUCUGGAGACGCCCUCCCCCGCGAUCGUCAACACCGAGCGACAAGACGGACACAGACGGCAGCGGAUUCGAUGCCUUCCAGGGCGAAGGAACCAGUUUAAGGCAGGCUAAGAGUAAAUAAAUAAUAACGUUAAAGGUUGUUAUUACCGUGUUGCAACCAGGAUACGAACGUGCCGAGUGUUGGGUUUGAGCUGAAUAGCAUACGUGAUCAAGUGAGUCUGAAAACGGUAGAACACCCAAGUUGCACCACCGUCAAUGUCACUACCGCACUUACGUCCCUGGCAUUAAGAGAAACUAUCCAUUAUAACAUAGUGAUCUCGGCGCUGGAGUGUAGGCCUGAUGUGGCAUGUCGCCACAUCAGUAAAAUUGAAUAAAAUUGAAUGAUAAGUUUCUAGCACGACCUAAACGGAUAUAUUAUGUGGUAAUCGAACCAAAUCGUAGUUCUGCGCAGCAUCAUAAGUUUUCUAUCAACGACCGGCGAGUGAAAUGCAGUAACUACUGAGUGGGGUCCAAUGGUAUUGACGGUAGGGUUCUACAGGGUCCGUAUUAUCUAUGGCAACGGAUGUUUGCUAUAGGAAAUAAAUUGGUUUCUAGGGGA
Molecule: messenger RNA, 1554 nt
Organism: Hyalella azteca
Lineage: Eukaryota; Metazoa; Arthropoda; Malacostraca; Amphipoda; Hyalellidae
Gene: Ufd1-like
Product: ubiquitin recognition factor in ER-associated degradation protein 1
Exons: 7
Coding region: 130-1077 (315 amino acids)
Cellular component (GO): VCP-NPL4-UFD1 AAA ATPase complex
Molecular function (GO): polyubiquitin modification-dependent protein binding
Source: RefSeq, a predicted model, not a curated record